AUCAUUAUUAAUUAAUAAUUAUUAAUUAUUCAGUCGUCUUAAAAAUAAACGGUUAUUCCUAACUUAUACACAAAUUAUUUUUAAACUUAAAUUAAUAGUUCCUCAUUUCUGUUUUUACAACGAUAGUGAAUUUUUUUUGUAGUUUUGUUUUGUAAAAUAGUCUUUAAGAAGUCAAUUUAAAAUGCUAAAUGGAUCUGGAGACUUGGUUCCCGAAAUUCUAUAUGCACUUUUAGGCUAUAAUUCUAGCAUCUUAAAAAAUGCAGCAGAUAUUAUUUGGGAUGAUGAGUAUAAUAUAAUUUCCACCGAAGAACGUGAAUUAUUGAUACGUUUCAGCUCUCUGGCUGAUAAUUACAAAUAUCUAAAUGAUUUUGUUAUGUCCGACAAUAGCUUAGCUACUAAACACACAGCACCGUGUCAAGAAAAAGAAGGUCUAUACUUUAAAGCAUUAAAAAACGGAAUAUUUCUUGCCACACGCAAUUAUCGCACUUGUAUUACUGACAUUGAAAAAGGUUUAUCUACUAAUAAAGAAAACCGAUGUAUACUUUUCGAAGUACUCAGAAAAGUUGAAGAACACAAACCUUUACUUGUCACAUUAAAGGAUAUUGUAGACAAAAUCACACUAUCCAAACAGCACGGAGGAGAAAUAUUAAAUCUCAUAUAUGAUGUAAUAAAUACCAAGUUCAUUAAUGACAGAGUACAACUUUCCUUAAUAUUCAAACAAUGUUUACAGGUACUUAUUAUGCAGUUAAAAACAAUUUUAUCGCAUGGAGUUAUUUUCGAUCCUUGCAAAGAGUUUUUUAUCGAAGAACAAUGUUAUGGAAGCACAAAGGAAUUUAAACGUUUUUCAUUAAUACCUAAUUUAAUGCCAUCUUUCAUUUCACUAUCAGUUGCUAACAAAAUAAUUCGCAUGGGUGAAGUAAUCAGGAGUUUACAAAAUUCGUAUGGAGAGCAGUGUCCAACGGAAUACAAAAAUAUUUCUCACGAGCUAUAUGGACAAAAGAGAGAUCAGUUGUUUCAAGAUUUAUUGGCGUUGGAAAAUGUACCCUUAUUUACAAAAAAUGAGUUUACAGAUGUAAUCGAUAAGUUCUUUAAUGUAGUUGACGAAUAUUUGAUGAAGGCAUCGUUUAAUGAAAAUAGUUUUUACAAUCAUAUGAAAUUAGUGAGAGAUUUUUAUUUGCUGGGAAACGGUGAAUUUUAUAGACAUUUCUUGAGUAAAUUAGGAAGUUUAUCUUUAAGAUCUGUACACAGUUUGCGAUCUGUGAAGUUGGCGUUUCUUAAUUCAGCACAAGAUACAAAAUUACCAAAAUCUGUUUAUAGAGCGUUUAAAUUCAGUACAUUAGAAAAUCAAGAAGCUGGUGAUGUCAAGUGGACAAAAAUUAAACUGUCCAUGGAAACUAAAUGGCCUUUGCAGUUUAUUUUCACAGAAUCUACAAUGAAAAAUUAUUCAAAAUUAUUUGCUUUUUUAGCACGUAUUAAGCAAGUACAAACUAAUUUGCACAACAUUUGGAUUGAAACUAAAUCUAAAGAUAGCAAGAUAAACGAGCCAGUUAAUCAUCUCAAAACCAGAUUGACAUUUUUGAUUGACACUCUAUACAGUUAUCUACAGCUUGAUGUAAUUGAAGAUGAAUACUUCUUGUUUUUAGAAAAACUGUCCAACGCUCAAGAUUUUACAACUAUUAAGUAUACACACGAUAAAUUUCAAUCUAAUAUCAUGAGGGAUUCGUUUUUAUUCAUAGAAGACGUAUACAUGGCAUUUAAUCAGAUAAUGGAUAUGUGUGAAAACUAUUAUAGAUUUAUGACUGAUAUUACGGCUGCUUUCAGCCCGCAGUACAAACAAAGUCUGAAUGAAUUAAAUUUACUCUUCAGCAAAAAACCAAAUAAACUUUCAUCACUGCUAAAUAGUAUUAAGGAUGUUAAUGUAAGUACAGCUCCUAAAUUAAAUCAAUUUAUUACCAGGUUAAACUAUAAUAACUGGUUUUUUCAAGCAAUUGUCGAUGAAAAUGACACCAUUAUUUAAAUCACUGGUAAAUUUUACUAUUAUUAUUUUGUCAGAUCAUAAUACAAAUAUUAAUUUUA
This is a messenger RNA of Adelges cooleyi (spruce gall adelgid), 2076 nucleotides long. It is a transcript of the gene Grip75, whose product is annotated as gamma-tubulin complex component 4. Gene Ontology annotation, molecular function: microtubule minus-end binding; gamma-tubulin binding. Lineage: Eukaryota; Metazoa; Arthropoda; Insecta; Hemiptera; Adelgidae. The record is from RefSeq and is a predicted model, not a curated record. The transcript is spliced from 3 exons. Gene Ontology annotation, cellular component: centrosome; gamma-tubulin complex; spindle pole. Gene Ontology annotation, biological process: spindle assembly; mitotic cell cycle; meiotic cell cycle. Bases 182 to 2017 code for a protein of 611 amino acids.